UCACCAUCCGCGACCCCAAUCAGUCCCAAUCCCCUCCGAGCUUCUUUCCUUCUUUGUUCAACACCGUAGGCCGCGCACUCAUCAAAAGAAGAGUCGACGAUAAGCAGUGGAGCCGCUGAAGGGCGAAUCGGAGCCGCAUCAACGGGCGUUUCCAAUGAUUGGCUAUUGGGCGACAUUCCGGGAUGAUGAGGCGUAUGGCGACUGGUCAUACGCUGUCAUGGGGCGUGCUGGGAGGCACACCGUUCAAGCGCACGAGAGUGGACAAAUACUCUCUGUUACCUCCCUUCCUUCUUUCCAACAAAUACCAGCCCUCUCUUGUUAUCCAGCUGGCCUAGACGCAGGCUCUUGUUCUGAUCUUCUUGCCCUCCUGAAAGAAUUUCACGCACCUCGAUUCUUACAUGCAAUCCUCGGGAUGCGUGCGCAAUUCCGGCGUGGAUUACACGUGUGUUAGCUGUCAGUGGCUGAGGGGGAAAGUGGGUUGGGACCACGGGGGCGAAGAUGACGUCGCGGAGAGACUCCUAGGAACAGGCUGUGAGAGGUUUUCUUUCCCUUCCGCGCGUCUCCGUUCCUUUCCUCGAGUUUACUUCUUAUCUCCCUCACGUCCUCGUAAGUCGUUCUAUGCUGCCACUCAGGAUGAAGCGCGGCGGCCUGCACAAUAA
This is a messenger RNA of Laccaria bicolor S238N-H82, 659 nucleotides long. RefSeq lists its product as uncharacterized. The transcript has 5 exons. The record is from RefSeq and is a predicted model, not a curated record. Lineage: Eukaryota; Fungi; Basidiomycota; Agaricomycetes; Agaricales; Hydnangiaceae. Bases 155 to 451 code for a protein of 98 amino acids.